Molecule: messenger RNA, 2666 nt
Organism: Paramormyrops kingsleyae
Lineage: Eukaryota; Metazoa; Chordata; Actinopteri; Osteoglossiformes; Mormyridae
Gene: ferry3
Product: FERRY endosomal RAB5 effector complex subunit 3
Biological process (GO): regulation of mast cell degranulation
Cellular component (GO): cytoplasm
Source: RefSeq, a predicted model, not a curated record
UGGGAUGUUGAGUGGAAUCUGCGACUACGGAAAUGCAGUUUGAGCACUGGACGCAGUCAGCUGACAGCUGGGGAGCUAUGAAUGGGUGUUUACGGCACCGUUAGCCAAACAACACAAUAUUACACUUGUAUGUCUGAUUUCUGGAUCAAAUAAACGAAUAUGAAGAAAAAUAAGGGGAAAAUAAGCACAACGGAAAAGGAAUUUACGUUUGAGUUCAGGGCAGGAAAGCAGCACUAUGUCCUGACGGUGCCCCUGCAGUUCCCGGUGCAGGAGAACACCAGCGACCUCCUCGGGCGGCUGAAGCUACUGCACAAACUGCCCUGCUUCGUAGAAAACGAUUUGAAGACUGCCCUUUGUAGGUUUAUAGAGAGAGAAACCAUCCUGGACUAUGACAGGGAGGCAGAGACCCUCCUGCAGAAGCUGACGACGAAGGAUCUGGACAUGGACAGGCUCACAGAUUCUUGGGCCAAGGUCUACAGUGAGAGCACGCUGGAGCACGCGCGACCCGAGGAGCCAAGCCGGGAGGAGGACUUUGCGGAUGUGUACCACGAGCUGAUCCACUCCCCAGCCUCAGACACGCUACUCAACCUCGAGCACAACUACUUCCUCAGCAUCUCGGAGCUCAUCAGCGAGAGGGACAUGGAGUUGAAGAAACUACAGGAGAGGCAAGCAGUGGAGAUGGACAGCGUCAUGCAGGAACUGGGGAAGACCUUGAGCGAUCAGGACGUCAACGCGGUGGCCUCGCAGCACUUCGACGGCCAGCAGGUGUUGGAGAGUAAGUGGGCCAACGAGCUGAAGCAGGUGACCACGAUCCAGAAGCAGGAGUACCAGGAGUGGGUCCUGAAGCUGCACCAGGACCUGCAGACUCCAAACAACAGCACCAUCAACGAGGAGAUCAAGGUGAAGCCCAGCCAGUUGAGUGAGGCCUCUGCCCAGAUGUUUGAGGAACAACAGCUGGAGGAGAGCUUCACCAUCCAUUUAGGUGCGCAGCUGAAGACCAUGCACAACCUGCGGCUGCUGCGGGCUGACGUGCUGGACUUCUGUAAGCACCGUCGCCACGGCAGCGGCGGUGCCAAGCUGCGGAGGCUGCAGACCGCACUGUCGCUCUACUCCACGUCGCUGUGCGGCCUGGUGCUGCUGGUGGAUAACCGGGUCAACUCCUACAGCGGCAUCAAGCGGGAUUUCGCCACUGUGUCCAAGGAGUGCACAGACUUCCACUUCCCUUGGCUGGAGGAGCAGCUGGAGGUGGUCCAGCAGGUGGUGCUAUACGCCCGGGCACAGAGGAACAGCAAGCAGCGGGAGCAGCCUGAGGGUCCUAAAAAUGGAGGCAGUGACGAUAACACAAAAAACCUUGAAAGGAAUACCUCAAAUAUUUUACCAGGUGAAUUCUACAUCACCCGGCAGUCCAACCUGUCAGAGGUGCACAUUGUCUUCCACUUGUGCGUGGAUGACAACGUGCGCUCAGGCAACAUCACAGCCCGCGACCCGGCCAUCAUGGGCCUACGCAACAUCCUGAAGGUGUGCUGCACACAUGACAUCACCACCAUCACCGUGCCCCUGCUUCUGGUCCACGACAUGUCGGAGGAGAUGACCAUCCCCUGGUGCUUGAAGCGGGCCGAGCUGGUGUUCAAAUGCGUGAAAGGAUUCAUGAUGGAGAUGGUCUCCUGGGAUGGAGGGAUUUCCCGUACGGUGCAGUUCCUGGUGCCACAGAGUAUCUCGGAAGAGAUGUUCUACCAGCUGAGUAACAUGCUGCCCCAGAUCUUCCGGGUCUCCUCCACGCUGACGCUCACCUCCAAGCGCUGAUGCCGCCCCUGCCGCCUGUCGAGGUUCAGGACAAGGGCCUGCACCAAUAGCCUGCUUCAAAGAGGGACACGCCCAUGCAGGCCGGACCAAUCGGAACCCCGGGACAUCCUGCCCAGCAGUUUCUUGGCACUUCUGCCAAAAGCCAUGUGACCAGUUAGCUGCUCCAACUUUGUUGCUGUGUUGCAGUUGUUUUAAUUAGCUGUCCUGAGGGAAAUCAAGGGAAGUAGGAAAGUUAAACAUGACCUGCUAAAAGCAGGGGAAUUAAGCAUUCUGAGCUGCAUCCGUAUUAUUUCACACAUGAAAGUCUCUGCAAAGCAAACAUUCCUGAAAUGCACAGAGAAAACUUACUUGUCCUGUAUUUAUUUGUUUAAUAAUGUGCAUUUCACAGUCCUGUUUGGGCUCUUUGUGGAAGAGGCUGAUUUGUGCUAAUGCUAAUAUAUGCCGUGAACUGGUGCCAGGGUGCUGCAUUGCAGUGCGUUGGCUGCUAGCCACAUGGACAGCAGAGGGCGCUCUUCCCAACUGAGACGGACACACUGAGCGACCUCCCUUUGGAGGAGCGAAACUGAAGCCCAUGCCAUCUGAGAUGUGUGUGGAGAGCUGGCGAUGGGCCUGUCUGUAAAGAGGUCAGUAUCGCUGUGUUUUUAUAACUCAGAUUGCCCUGUGAUUGGGGGGUGGUCUCUCGUACCGCUUUCUGGGUGCCCGCCAUUCCUCCCCGUGACUCGUGCUCGCUGGUGAUGUUGUGUUUUCUGGUCAUAUUGUCUCUGUAGCUGCAGAACACUUAGUGACACUGAGUAAUGUACCUAGAAUUCUGUGUUUUAAUUCUCAUGCGGUGUGUAAUAUAAAAGUAAACCUUUAAGACAGGC